GAUUCCUCGGAAGGAGGCUCAUCAGUAUUGGAAUUUGGAGAAGUGGAAGUGGGAGGAAGACAAGGGUUGGUUGCACAGAGUGGUAUCUGCUCGGGACUUUUUACCUUGUCUUACCUUGUCUGUGGCUACCUAUCUAAGGCUUCAUUUUAUUUUAUUUUUAUUUUUACUUUUGCUUUUGCUUUUGCUUUUGCUUUUCCUUCUGGAGACUUCGUACUCGGAGACGAGAUUCUUAAAAUAGUAGCAGAGAGGGGCAUGUACGAUUGGAUUCGGAUGGGAGGGAACAGAAGUCGGCGUCCGGAUGCUGGGAUUGUGCGAGAGAUGGAUGGAGGGAUAGAUGGGGAACGACACGGAGGAGAAGGAGGAAAGGGAAAUGAUAUGGAUGUGGAUAUGGAUAUGGAUAUGGAGAGCUUAUGGACCGAGUGUGAAGACGGAGGGUCCGAAAGAGAAGCUUUGGUAUUGGAAUUGGAUGAUGAGGCUGAGUCAUUGGGGAGAGAGCAUUGUUCAACCCACGCCGAUGCGAUUGAUGGAAAUAGAACUGGAGGGGUUCAGAUGACUUCGCGUUCGCAGAUUGUGAAUUUGGAUUCGCAUCUAGAUCCUGAUUCGGAUUCAGUCUCAGAUGAUGGGGAUGGGGAUGGGGAUGGGGACGAAGAGAAUGAAGAAGACGCUUUGAUAUCGAAUGGGGCUGAGCAGGAAAUGAUGAAUAUGGAAAUGGAAAUGGAAAUCAACUUGGAUAAAGCACAAGCUUGGACUCUUUAUCUGAGUCAUUUUUUAUCCACGUGGAAUGGAAGGAGUUAUGAAUUCGCAGCUAUCAUCUUCACGGCAAAUGCAUGGCCUGAUACGUUGGUCGCUGCUUCUAUCCGUGGUAUUGUGAGGACUUUAGCAUCCAUUUGUUUCUCCUCGAGUGUGGGGAGAUGGGUUGACAACAGUCCAGAUCGAUUAAGGAUCCUUUUGACAACGAUUACGGUCAAUAGAAUCGCGGUGAUUUGCGCUUCUAUAUUAUGGUUUUUCGUGGUGGAAUCGGAGAGCAACCCCGAAAAUGGUGUAUCUUUACUCCAGUCUGUCGAAGAUGAUGUCAAAUUCAGAGAUGCCAUGAAAAUUGCCAUGUUCUUACCAAUUCUUGGAUUUGGCAUUCUGGAGGGAUUAAGCGCUAAUGGGAAUAUGCUGUCAAUGGAAAGAGAUUGGGUGGUUGCUGCUGCGGCACCGGAGGGGAAUGAAUAUGAUCUCACGCAUUUGAAUUCUUCAAUGAGAAGGAUCGAUUUGAGUUGUAAACUUCUCGCGCCGAUAUUGAUCUCAUUCUUGAUCUCGAGAUGGGGCAUAAAUAUCGGGGUGAUAGUCGUAGGUGGUAUGAGUGCUGCGAGUUGGGGGUUGGAAAUGUGGUCUGCGAGGAGAGUAUGGAGUUCGAACCCUCGAUUACAAAAACGGAAGAAGAUAAGAAAUGAUGAAGGGGUCUCGAAUGUCGAGGUGCAAAGUUUGAGAGAGAAAAUCAUGCGGGGACUUCGUUUGCACAGGGAAGACUUUCGCAAUUACUUUUCGUCUAAAGUUUGGAUUCCUUCGAUGUCGCUCUCUUUACUUCAUCUUUCGGCACUUUCUUAUGGUGCCACAUUUGUAACCUUCUUGCUGAAUGCAGGGUUUUCGCUGGAUCUGAUUACGCUCGCUCGAGCAGCUGGUAGUGUGGUGGAAAUUAGUAGCACGGUCGUAACACCCUUUGGGGUUCGACAUCUUUCAAAAGCUCAUGGUCAUGGUCCAUAUGAUCGUUUACACAUAUCCAAUGAUCCACGUGAAGUUCCAUUACAGGGAGAAGGCGAAAUUGAUGAAUCGGGAAGAAUCACUACUGGGUUGGAACGAUUAGGUCUUUGGGGCCUUUCAUGGCAAUUUAUAAAUCUAAUCCCCGUAACACUCAUCCUCUGGGUUCUCUCCACUUCCACUCCUAUUCCUAGCACUCCCCUCUUCCCCCGCAUCGUUUCCCCACUCACCCCCAGUUCUCCUUUCCUUCCCCUCCUCCUCUUCACCUCCCUCUCCCUCUCCCGUCUCGGUCUCUGGAUCUUUGAUCUCACCACCCAGCAACUAAGCCAAACCCUCAUCGCGCCAACUCAUCGCUCCUCCUUCGCCGGGUGCGAAUACUCCCUCGUCGCGCUAUUCGAAUUGGGAAAUUAUGUAAUGGCGAUUCUUUGGUCGAGACAGGAUCAAUUUAGGUGGGUGGCAGUGGUGAGUUUGAUGGCGGUGGGGGUGAGUUCAGUGGUUUAUGCGGGGUGGGUGAGGAGUGUUAGGGGUCAUUUGGUACAUUGGGAGAGAGUGGGAAGGUGUGGUGGAAAGUGUGGCGGGGGAUAGAUUUAGAGGAGGAGAGAGGUUUUAUGAGGCAGUGAGCGAAAUCUAUUCAUUGCCUGAUCCUGACAUGAUGAUUUGCUAAAUACUAAAAAGUAGAUUUAUGUUUAUAUCUCCACAGACAUAUAGGUACACAAUCUCCAAUCUACAAUUCAAUCAUCAAAAUACCUAGCGAAUGAGCGCUAAUUCUUGCCUUCUCGUUUCCAACCGCACUGUACUCAUGAAUCUUACUUUUCGAAAAGUGUCCGAUAUGAUACUCUCGCACAACCAACAACCCAACAGCCCAAAAUUCACAAAACUUGAUUCCCCAAUCCAUCUCAUCUCAUCUCAUCUCACGGCUUGGAAUCGCGUCAACUCAAGCUCUCCAAGAAAUUUACCCAGGUACUCGAGAGAGCCA
Molecule: messenger RNA, 2719 nt
Organism: Botrytis cinerea B05.10
Lineage: Eukaryota; Fungi; Ascomycota; Leotiomycetes; Helotiales; Sclerotiniaceae
Exons: 4
Coding region: 253-2328 (691 amino acids)
Biological process (GO): iron ion transmembrane transport
Cellular component (GO): membrane
Molecular function (GO): iron ion transmembrane transporter activity
Source: RefSeq, a predicted model, not a curated record